Molecule: messenger RNA, 1593 nt
Organism: Paramisgurnus dabryanus
Lineage: Eukaryota; Metazoa; Chordata; Actinopteri; Cypriniformes; Cobitidae
Gene: hnrnpa1b
Product: heterogeneous nuclear ribonucleoprotein A1b
Biological process (GO): mRNA splicing, via spliceosome
Cellular component (GO): catalytic step 2 spliceosome
Molecular function (GO): mRNA 3'-UTR binding
Source: RefSeq, a predicted model, not a curated record
AAUCAUCCUGUCCAGUAGGCGGGCACUAUGUUUACAUAACCUAUUUAUGGUAUCAACCCCCUCUCCACUGUGUCUCUCACCGACAAGUGUGUGGCGCAGCACGGAGAGAAAUAGUCGGUAGGAUGUCUAAGGAGGGCCCACCACGCGAACCGGAGCAGCUUCGGAAGCUCUUCAUUGGAGGGCUCAGUUUUGAAACCACAGACGAUAGUUUGCGGGCGCAUUUUGAACAAUGGGGCACCUUAACAGAUUGUGUGGUAAUGAAGGAUCCAAACACCAAACGUUCCAGAGGUUUCGGGUUCGUUACCUAUUCCAAUGUAACCGAGGUAGAUGAUGCUAUGGAGGCACGCCCUCACAAAGUCGAUGGUAGGCUUGUGGAGCCCAAGCGAGCGGUGUCCCGGGAGGACUCAAACAAGCCGUUUGCUCACGCAACAGUAAAAAAGAUCUUUGUUGGUGGUAUCAAAGAUGAUACAGAAGAGGACCAUCUUCGCGACUACUUCACUGACUUUGGCAAAAUCGAUGCCAUUGAGAUCAUGGUUGACCACAAGACUGGCAACAAAAGAGGCUUUGCCUUUGUGACAUUCGACGAUCAUGACGCGGUUGAUCGCAUCGUCAUUCAAAAAUAUCACACUGUGAAUGGGCAUAACUGUGAAGUCAGGAAAGCUCUGUCUAAACAAGAAAUGCAAAACACCGGAAUGAACAUGAGAGGUCGUGGGGGUGGCAGCGGCGGAGGUGGUGGUGGCGGCAACUUUGGUAGAUAUGGCAAUAAUGGUGGUGGCGGCGGUGGCUACAACAAUGACUUUGGAGGUUCUGGAGGUGGUAGAGAUGGAUACUUUGGUGGACGAGGAGGUAGAGGAGGAGGAGGAGGCGGCGGUGGUUAUGGAGGUGGCGACUGCUAUAACAACAAUGGAUUUGGUGGUGGUUAUGGUGGAGGUGGCGGCGGUGGUCCUGGUGGUUAUGGUGGUAACCGUGGAUAUGGUGGUGGUGGCGGCGGAGGAGGUUAUGGCAACCAGGGUGGAGGAUACGGCGGCGGCAGCAACUACAAUGAUUACAACAACGGCAAUGGAAACUUUGGCGGAGGUGGUGGUGGCAACUUUGGCGGCGGCUCUGGUGGUGGUGGCGGCAACUACAAUGACUUUGGCAGCUACAACAACCAGCAGUCCAACUACGGCCCCAUGAAAGGGAACUUUGGAGGCGGAGGUGGUGGUGGAAGGAGCAGUGGCCCAUAUGGUGGUGGCUAUGGUGGUGGUGGCGGCUCAGGAGGUGGAUAUGGAGGUGGAUCAGGAGGCAGACGGUUUUAAGUUCAAAAGGACUGAGUGCUUUAGGAGAGGAGAGAGGUGACAGGGCAGAUGCAGGUUUACAUCCUAGAUCUGCUCAGCCAAACAGGUGUGGCAGGUUACAACUGCCACCAGAAGAGGUGUACAGUAGUGCUAUCAUGUGUGGGACGUCAUGAAUUGUCAUCAUGCAGACUUGUUUUAUAUAUUGUCUAUGGAAAAGCAUUCCAAUGAGGUUUUAUGUAGAUUUACUUUGCAGUUAUGGAUAUGAUUUAUGUAACCAAUCAAGGUGAAAUAAAACAUCCUUUUUGUUUUUUAAAAA